Anolis sagrei ordinatus is the source of this 3560-nucleotide messenger RNA. It is a transcript of the gene CDH4, whose product is annotated as cadherin 4. Gene Ontology annotation, biological process: cell-cell junction assembly; calcium-dependent cell-cell adhesion; cell-cell adhesion mediated by cadherin. The record is from RefSeq and is a predicted model, not a curated record. Gene Ontology annotation, molecular function: calcium ion binding; cadherin binding. Gene Ontology annotation, cellular component: plasma membrane; adherens junction; catenin complex. Lineage: Eukaryota; Metazoa; Chordata; Lepidosauria; Squamata; Anolidae.
AGCCCCUCCGCGCCGUAUGGGCCGGGCUUGGAGGCGGGGAUUCGCCAGGCCCGGCCCCGAGAGCGCUUCACCUGCAGUUCAGAGCGGCUGCGAGGGAGAUUCAGGAGGGGGCAGCCAAGGAGGAGGAGGAGGAAGAGGAGGAGGAGGAAGAAGAAACCGGCGAGCGAGCAAGCCAAGCAAGCGGCGAGGAAAGCACCGCGGCAGCCACCGCCAGAGAAAGGGAGCCAGGCAGGCAGGGGAAUCAGGCAGCCACACAAGCAGGACGGACAAGGGACCCAUCGCCGGGGCUGCCCCGUUUGGACCAAGGAGGAGAGAGAGCGAGCGAGGGAGGGAAGAGGGAAGGAAGGAGAGAGGCAGAGAGCCGCCCGGCGCGGAGGAAGCGGAGAUGCCCGGGCGCUCGGGGAUGCUACUUCUCUGGCUCUUUGGCUGCUGGAGCUCGGCCAGGGCACACAAUGGGGAUCUUACAGUCAGACCCACUUGCAAGCCUGGCUUCUCGGAAGACGAUUACACAGCGCUGGUUUCCCAAAACAUCAUGGAGGGGCAGAAGUUACUCAAAGUGAAAUUUAGCGGCUGCUCGGAAAGCAAGGGAAUUCGAUAUGAAACUGACAACUUGGACUUCAAGGUGAGGACCGAUGGAACUAUCUACACCACCAAGCAUGUGCAUAUCCCCUCGAAGCAAACAAUGUUUAUGGUGACGGCAUGGGACCACCAGUCCCUAGACAGAUGGGAAACAGUGGUCAGGUUACUGGUGAUAGAGAAAUCACAACACAAGGGACGCAAGCAGAAAGGAAAGAAGAACAUGUCAGCAGAUCUGCUGCAACAGCCAAGUGACACACUGUUACCGUGGCGCCAUCACCAGAAUCCUCAUGGGCUCAGGCGGCAGAAGCGAGACUGGGUUAUCCCACCGAUCAAUGUGCCAGAAAAUUCGAGAGGACCCUUCCCUCAGCAGCUGGUUAGGAUUCGUUCAGAUAAAGACAGUGAGAUCCAUAUAAGAUACAGCAUCACAGGAGUGGGAGCUGACCAACCCCCUAUGGAAGUUUUCAACAUCGACCCAGUGUCUGGGAGAAUGUACGUGACUCGCCCAAUGGAUAGAGAAGAAAGAGCAUCUUACCAUCUUCGAGCACAUGCAGUCGAUAUGAAUGGAAAUAAAGUGGAAAACCCCAUUGACCUCUACAUCUAUGUUAUUGACAUGAAUGACAACCGGCCAGAGUUCAUAAACCAAGUUUAUAAUGGAUCUGUUGACGAAGGAUCUAAACCAGGAACCUAUGUGAUGACCGUGACAGCAAAUGAUGCAGAUGACAGCACCACAGCCAAUGGGAUGGUGAGGUACCGAAUUGUGACGCAAAGCCCGCAAAGCCCAUCACAGAAUAUGUUUACCAUUAACAGUGAGACAGGAGACAUUGUGACAGUGGCUGCUGGACUUGACAGAGAGAAAGUUCAACAGUAUACAGUCAUCGUUCAGGCCACAGAUAUGGAAGGAAAUCUUAACUAUGGUCUCUCUAACACAGCGACGGCAAUCAUUAUGGUGACAGAUGUGAAUGACAACCCACCCGAAUUCACCGCCAGCACCUAUUCUGGAGAAGUCCCAGAAAACCGAGUGGAAGUAGUGGUUGCCAACUUGACAGUGAUGGAUAGAGAUCAGCCUCAUUCCCCUAACUGGAAUGCUGUGUACCGGAUUAUCAGUGGAGACCCUUCUGGACAUUUCACCAUCAGGACCGAUCCCAUUACCAACGAAGGCUUGGUAACCGUUGUGAGGGAAGUUGACUAUGAGAUGAACAGAGCUUUCAUGCUGACAGUGAUGGUAUCUAACCAAGCUCCUCUGGCCAGUGGGAUCCAAAUGUCUUUCCAGUCUACAGCUGGGGUCACCAUUUCCGUGACCGAUGUCAAUGAGGCUCCCUACUUCCCAACGAACCGCAAGCUCAUCAGGAUGGAGGAAGGAGUACCAACAGGAACAGUAUUAAUGACCUUUUCAGCAGUGGAUCCUGACCGCUUCAUGCAGCAAGCUAUAAGAUACUCCAAGCUGUCAGAUCCUGCAAACUGGCUGAACAUUAAUGCCACAAAUGGUCAGAUCACUACUGCCGCUGUCCUUGAUCGUGAGUCAGCCUACAUUAAGAACAAUGUCUACGAAGCCACGUUCCUGGCAGCUGACAAUGGUAUCCCUCCAGCCAGUGGCACUGGCACACUCCAAAUUUAUCUAAUUGACAUCAACGAUAAUGCUCCUGAGCUUCAGCCAAAGGACUCACAGAUCUGUGAAAGGCCAAACCUGAAUGUCAUCAACAUCACAGCCGCCGAUGCUGACAUUGAUCCAAAUGUUGGGCCCUUUGUCUUCGAGCUGCCAAGUGUGCCAUCUGCCAUUAGGAAGAACUGGACCAUUACCCGGCUAAAUGGUGACUAUGCUCAACUCAGUUUACGAAUAUCGUACUUGGAAGCUGGUGUGUACGAUGUCCCCAUCAUUGUGACAGAUUCAGGAAACCCUCCGCUGUUUAACAUGUCCAUCAUUAAGGUCAAGGUGUGUCCAUGUGAUGAGAAUGGAGACUGUACCACCAUUGGUGCCGUUGCUGCAGCUGGACUGGGAACCGGAGCCAUUAUUGCCAUCUUGAUAUGCAUCAUCAUCUUAUUAUCUAUGGUUUUACUGUUUGUAGUAUGGAUGAAACGCAGGGAAAAGGAGAGGCACACAAAACAGCUCCUCAUUGAUCCAGAGGAUGAUGUGCGUGACAAUAUUCUGAAAUACGAUGAGGAAGGAGGUGGAGAAGAAGACCAGGAUUAUGAUUUAAGCCAACUGCAGCAGCCAGAGAACAUGGAUCAUGUUAUGAACAAAGCAAAUGGAGUCCGACGAGUAGAUGAGCGACCUAUUGGCGCUGAGCCCCAGUAUCCUAUAAGACCUGUAAUCCCCCAUCCUGGGGACAUUGGGGAUUUUAUUAAUGAGGGCUUGAGAGCAGCAGAUAACGACCCCACAGCUCCUCCUUAUGAUUCCCUUCUUGUCUUCGACUACGAAGGAAGCGGUUCGACAGCAGGGUCCGUCAGCUCACUCAAUUCCUCGAGCUCCGGAGACCAAGACUACGACUACCUGAACGACUGGGGGCCAAGGUUCAAGAAACUGGCGGACAUGUACGGGGGCGGCGAGGAUGAUUAAACUGACCUCACAUUAUUGUUUUGCAAAAGAGGAAAGCUAUAGCAUUAGAAGAAGUUGUUGAUGAUGAUGAUGAUGAAAAAGAAGAAGAAAAGAAACCCAACAAGGAAAAGGAAAGACAAAAGGAAUGAAAAAAAGGGAGAAGAUGGAGAAGAACCAAGAACUGUACAGAAGUGGCAGCUUUUUAAAAUUAAUAUCCUCUGCUGACUGUGUUCCUUUUAGUGGUGAUUUAGAAAGUUUCUUUUUCUGUUAUUUUCUUUCUUUCCUGUUCUCUUUCUCUCUCUUUUUUUUUAAAGGAACUUCGAGCUGUCUCGCAUGAACACUCGUCUCUGCUGCAUUUGUGGGUUUUUUUUAAUUGUUUUUCCCCCUCGUGUCAGCAGGGAUACUGCUUGUUCUAUCCACUUUAUGACUAUAAAGGGAGUGAAAGGCA